ACUACAGAGACCACGUCUGUGCUCGGCCCUGCGAGAACUACACCACAGCCAGGCUCUGCCACUACGACUUUCUGCUGGAGAACUAUUACGUGCUGUCCAAGGCGUGCUACAACUGUCCUUACAACCAGUCAGACUGUCUCAGGCCUCAGUGUGUCUCUGCCGGUGGUUUGGCUCGCAUCAUCAAGACGGUCAACCGAAUACUUCCUGGACCCGCCAUACAAGUGUGUGAAGGUGACACGAUUGAAGUGAAAGUCACCAACAUGUUGGAGAGCGGAGAGGGCACCAGCGUCCACUGGCACGGCUUCCUUCAGCACAACACGGCCCACAUGGACGGCACGCCCAUGGUCACUCAGUGCCCUAUCCUGAUGGGUUCUCAUUUCACAUACAGGUUUCAAGCUGUUGACGUGGGCACCUACUUCUGGCACAGCCAUGCAGGAACCCAGCGAGCAGACGGUGUCUUCGGCGCCCUCAUUGUACGGCAGGCAGCAGAUCGUGAACCUCAUCGUCAUCUCUACGACUACGACCUCCCAGAGCACGUGAUGAUAGUCAAUGACUGGGUGACUGUGGACACGGCUGACCGACUGGCAGAGUUGGUUCACAUCCGGGAAAACCUCAAUGAAACUAUACUUAUCAACGGUAUGGGACAGUUCCAACAGUUUGUCAACAAUGAAACAAAUGCUACUGUAUUCACACCUCGCGCCAACUUCACGGUAACCCCUGGCUUCCGGUACAGGUUUCGGGUCAUCAACUCUGGCGUCUUGAACUGCCCUCUCGAGCUGCAAAUAGACAACCACACGCUGAUGGUCAUUGCCUCAGAUGGAAGUCCCGUGGAGCCCGUGUCUAGACAGAGUUUUACUAUCCAUGCUGGAGAGAGAUACGAUUUUGUUCUAGCCACCCAAAAUUCCUCCGCUCCAAGAAAUUACUGGAUCAGAGUGCGUGGACUAAAGAACUGCGCCCUGAGCAAUGUCUCCCAGACCGCCAUCUUGAGAUAUCAGGGGGCUGGGGAUCAGCUGCCACCUGAAACAUUGACAUGGAACAGUCUGGCCAGCUAUACAGAAACGGAAACCAUAGUGGAGCAGCUAGUCUCCCUGUCUGCAGCUGACGACAUCGUCCUGGCUAAACCAGACAAAAAAAUCUUCCUCCAAGUUGACAUGGUCAAGAUUGAUAACCACCGCGCCUACAGUCCACCCCUCUACACACUAGCAUCAAGUGCCUUGUUUGAGUCGCCACAGAUCAACGGCAUCACCUCGCUGCUACCACCGGCUCCACCUUUAACACAGCUCGAUGACCUGCCGCAGGACAUCUUCUGUAACAAGGAAACAGUUCAGCAGGACUGCAAGCAGGACUGGUGUGUCUGUGUACAUCGUCACCAGCUGGCGCUGGGUGACCUCGUGGAGCUAGUGAUCCUGGACGACGAAGCCUACCACCCCAUGCACCUGCACGGACACAAGUACCGACUAGUCGGUUACGGACAACUAGAAGAGGGUACAGACCUGGACGAGUUGCAAAGACUGGACUCUCAGGGUCAGUUAAACAGAUCUACCGCCAGAGCUCCAAUCAAAGACACAGUUGCGGCCCCUGUUAGUGGAUACACGAUUCUUCGGUUUCGAGCUGACAAUCCCGGAUUCUGGCUCUUCCAUUGCCAUCUGGAAUUUCAUGUUGAGACCGGAAUGAUGAUGAUCUUUCAAGUUGGCAACUCCACGCAGCUGCCUCGACGGCCAAAAAACUUCCCCAAGUGCGGCAGCUGGGACUUCCAAGGCUACGAAGAUGCCACCUCAAGUGGUGCUGCUGUAGACAAUACCUGUAAGUGUAACGUCACUUGCAACCUCAUCAGCGGCAUGGCCAGGAGCAUUGCAUCUCGGGAUACGUGUGGUCUGAAAACUGUGUUGGUUCUUGCAUUCACACUUGCAUGUCAGCUGACUCUGUGGUCUGGAUAUUGGUAG
Candidula unifasciata is the source of this 1943-nucleotide messenger RNA. The record is from the annotation of a GenBank genome assembly. NCBI's taxonomy places the organism in Eukaryota, Metazoa, Mollusca, Gastropoda, Stylommatophora, Geomitridae.